GUGUCUGAAGGCGUACCGGCUGCCGUGCUACGUGCUAGCGGUAGCGAUGGAGGGUCUCUGCUGCCUCUUCGUCCCGCUGCUGCGAUCCUUCCAGCUUCUCGUUCCCUUCGCUGUUCUCUACGGAUACUUCGACGGCGCCUACGUGGCUCUGAUCCCGGUGGUGAUCUCGGACGUGGUCGGAGCGCCGUACCUUUCCUCUGCGCUCGGAGUGGUUUACUUCCUGCACGCCAUCCCCUACCUGCUCAGCCCGCCGGUCGGAGGUUGGCUCGUUGACGUCACAGGAAGUUACUCUCCGACGUUCUUCCUCAGCGGCGGCGCCCUGCUGGCCAGCGCCGCCGUGAUCUCUGCGAUCACCGGGAUCCGACGCUGCCACCGACACCUGAACGCCUCAGAGGACAAGCCACGCCCCCUCUGCCUGCCCGACCAAUCAGAGCGCCCCGUCAGUCCGGCCGGGGCCACGUAGCCUCGGGGGGGGAAAUGGGAUUUAAUCCAGACGGCGACUUUAAACCCGGAGAAACUGGUUGGGUUUCUUUAACUCUCUAAAUGGAUUUAACGAGGGUCUUAACGAGGGUCUUAACGAGGGCAAACUGAAGUUGUCCUUGUCUGAAGAACCGGAGAUAAAUGAAUAAUUAAACCAAAUGUCCUCAUGUUUUUAAUUAUUUAGAGAAACUGCUGAAAUGUGUUUUUCUUUGAAACCUUAAAACUCCAGGUGGAUUAUUUCAGAGGAAUAUCCACAGAGCAGAUUGAACAAAACGACUUUAAAUGAGACCGAUUUAUUUUGAGCUUUAAAAAAUAUAGUGGUUUAAAUAAAUAAAAAAUUGGGAGAAAA
This is a messenger RNA of Gymnodraco acuticeps, 829 nucleotides long. RefSeq names its product monocarboxylate transporter 12-B-like. Lineage: Eukaryota; Metazoa; Chordata; Actinopteri; Perciformes; Bathydraconidae. Gene Ontology annotation, molecular function: monocarboxylic acid transmembrane transporter activity. The record is from RefSeq and is a predicted model, not a curated record. Gene Ontology annotation, biological process: monocarboxylic acid transport; transmembrane transport.